CCCCCUUCCCUCCCACCUCUUCAUGGAGCCUCCUCGCCCGCCCGCCGCUCUUCCGCCCUCUGCACGCCGCCGCCGCCGCGACCCUCCGCUGCCUCCUCCUCCGCCCGAACCCGCCGGCGGCACCGGCACCGCCCUGAAGGCUCCUCUGCGGGGGCUGGUAGCGGGAGCCGCGGGCUGGUUGCCGCGCCUGGGAGAGCCGCUGCCGCGCCGGGAUGCCGCCAGCCAGGAGGCCAUGCUGCGGAUGCUGGACGCGGGCUUGGAGCGCUGCCUGGCGCUGCACUCAGCCUACAUCCCCGUGCCGGCGCGCCACAGGAAGCUCUCGGGCAAGGCAGGCAUCGAUGAGGUGAUGGCAGCCACGGUGCUCACCAGCCUCUCCACCAGCCCACUGGUGCUUGGGCACCCACCAGCCACCCCCGCCCCAGAGCCCGGUGGUGAGGUCUGGAAGGAGAUCCCUGCCAUGUCCUCCAGCUGCAGCAGCAGCAGCAACACCAGUGGGGACUGGAGCUGGGACCCCCCCAGUGACCGUUCCACCCCCUCCACCCCAUCACCUCCGCUCUCCAGCCACGUCCCCAGCACCUUCCUGCCCACCCCACUGCCCGACGAGGGCCCCGAGGAGCCCGACGGGACCCACUUCGUCUUUGGGGAGCCCAUCCCACGGAAGAGGAAGAACUCCACCAAGGUGAUGUUCAAGUGCUUGUGGAAGAGCUGUGGCAAAGUGCUCAGCAGCUCCUCAGGGAUGCAGAAGCACAUCCGAACCCUGCACCUUGGCCGCAAAGCCGACCCGGAGCAGAGCGAUGGGGAGGAGGACUUCUACUACACGGAGCUGGACGUGGACGUGGACUCGCUGACGGACGGGCUCUCCAGCCUCACCCCCGUCUCGCCCACCUCCUCGGUGCCACCCACCUUCCCCGCCCCCGAGGCGCCGCUGCCGCCGGCGCUGCCAAGCCCCGACCUGGCGCUGCUGUCCCCCUGCAGCCCUUCGGCUCCCCUAGGCCUCCGCCACGUCCACACUGACCACGCGUACCAGGGCUGCCCAACCCCACCACGGCCACCGGUGCCCCCCGCCGCCGCUCUGGCCCCACCGCCACCUAAGCCACCCACCAUUCCCAGGAGGCCGCGGGGGGAGGCCAAGAAGUGCCGCAAGGUGUACGGCAUGGAGAACCGGGAGAUGUGGUGCACGGCCUGCCGCUGGAAGAAGGCUUGCCAGCGCUUCCUCGACUGACCGCUGCCCGCCGCUGCCAGCCUGACGCUGCCCGUGCCCCCGCGGCGCUGCCGGUGCCAGCCUGACGCUGCCCGUGCCACGGCGGCGCUGCCGGUGCCAGCCUGACGCUGCCUGUGCCCCCGCGGCGCUGCCGGUGCCAGCCUGACGCUGCCGUUGCUCCCGCGGCGCUGCCGGUGCCACCGCGGCACUGCAAGUGCCACUGGGGUGCUCCUGCUGCCAGCGUGGCGCUGCCCGUGCCACAGCGGCGCUGCCGAUGUCACCGCAGCGCUGCCAGUGCCACCGCGGUGGAGCCGGUGCCAUCGUGACGCUGUCAGUGCCACGGCGGCGCUGCCAAUGUCACCGCAGCGCUGCCAGUGCCACCGCGGUGGAGCCGGUGCCAGCGUGACGCUGUCAGUGCCAUGGCGGCGCUGCCGAUGUCACCGCAGCGCUGCCAGUGCCAGCAUGACGCUGCCCGUGCCACGGCGGAGUUGCCGAUGUCACCGCAGCGCUGCCAGUGCCAUGGCGGAGUUGCCGAUGCCAUCGUGGCGCUGCCAGUGCCAGGGCGGCGCUGCUGGUGCCAGCGCGGUGCCCCGCGGUGCCAGCGCGGCGCUCCCUCCUUCUUCUUGCACAUUUUGCACUCGAGGUGCCUUUGCGCCCCCCCUCCCCAUCCCCACCCCAACCUUUGCUGCCGCCCCCGGACUCAGGGAUCGGCCCCCCCCCGCCUCUUCCCAGCCCUCCAAAAGCUUUAUGCACACAGAUCCCCCUCCCCCCCCAUCCCCUGCCACAGAGCUUCUUCUUCCCCCCACCCCUUUUUGUCCUUUGAUAAGCUAAACCUGCCCCCCCCAUACCCUCCCACCCCACCUUUGCCAGCACCAUUGGUGGGGGGGGGAGGUGAGGGGGGCAGCCAAUUGGAGGGGCGCCCCAAAGGGGCUGGGUUGGGGGGGAGGCUGCCCACGGCUCCUCUAAGCUGGGGGAGCACAGCCAAAGGGGUGAUGUGUGCCUAUUCCUGCCCCCCCCCCACUCCUAGGGGAACCCCCUUAGAGUGGGCACAGGCGGGCAUCUACCCCCUUACCCUUUAACCCUUUCUUUCCCCCCGGGGUGGGGGGGGGGGCUGGGGGAGGGGCUUUUUGUUUUGGUUAUUUUUUGUGUUUUUACUCUUUUAAUGAUUUUUUUUCCCCCCUCUCUUUUCCCCUUUGAUUUCCUUUUUUCGUUGUAGGGGGAGCAGCUGCUCCCCCCCGGGGCCAUGCCCUGGGAAGUGCCUGCAGGAACUGCACCCAUUUGCACUAAGCCAAACUGCACAG
Pogoniulus pusillus (Red-fronted tinkerbird) is the source of this 2502-nucleotide messenger RNA. It is a transcript of the gene SLC2A4RG, whose product is annotated as SLC2A4 regulator. The record is from RefSeq and is a predicted model, not a curated record. Gene Ontology annotation, cellular component: nucleus. The coding region runs from base 23 to 1222 and encodes 399 amino acids. The transcript is spliced from 8 exons. Gene Ontology annotation, biological process: regulation of transcription by RNA polymerase II. Gene Ontology annotation, molecular function: RNA polymerase II cis-regulatory region sequence-specific DNA binding; DNA-binding transcription factor activity. NCBI's taxonomy places the organism in Eukaryota, Metazoa, Chordata, Aves, Piciformes, Lybiidae.